UGCGCGCGUGCAGGCGGAAAUCCACCAUCAUCAUCAUCAUCAUCAUCAUCCUCGUUCUCCGGCACUUUUACUUUAUUUUCGCGUUCAUCCUCCUCCAGGACAGCGACAGACGCGGGAGGACCCGAAAUCCGUCUUAAAUCGCGUCGUCUAGGAGGUUUAGAGAUGAGGAGAAGCGGCAGGCAGCGCGGAGAGGGAGGGAUGAGCCGAUGCAACUCAUAAUUUAAUGGGGACAGAGAGAGAGAGAGAGAGAGAGAGAGAGAGAGAGGCAGAAGGGAAACAGAAAGAAAAGGACCGAGCGCGAAUGUUACAAAUGUAACAAGCGGAAGAUACAAUGUAGCGCUGACGUGCGUCAGGAAUGUUCGGAUGCUUUGAUGUUUCAUUCGACGUUCGAAAGUGUAUCGCGCACUUUUAAAGCUGCUUCGGAUCCGCAGAUCGGCUCGAGAUGAGACGGCAGGUCGCUGGGGCUUCGUGCUGUUGUUUGGCCAGAUGAGAGGCGAUUCACGAGCGCUUCUGGUCCUAUAGGCGCGUAUUGUUGAAGCUCAAUGGGAUGUGUAGGGGACGCUGGCGGUUACUUUUAUUUUUAAGCGUUAUUCUGCGCACAGAACGGACGGUGGAUGUGAUCGUAAACUCUAUUGAACUCUAGACUUACCGGAGAUCGUUGCAUUUCGGCUUGAUUGCAUGCGUCUACGGUCUUUAGCUCUCAUCACAUUUUAAAGUACUUUGCGCUUCGUCUAUAUGGUUCUACAUGUAUUAUGCGCUGUGAGUCACGGCUUAGCGUUUGAUAUUCGGUUUUGGUGUGGACGAUCUGGAAGUUUUCUGUUUUAGAAUAGAAUAGCUGACAUACAACUGAUAUUCGAGUGAAGUUUGUGCUCCUCCUGCCAAAACUUGAAGUCGCUGUCCAUCCACAGCUCCUUUAUAUGCUCGUCUUAAAGUGGUGACAGUGAGCAGUGGUGCUGAGAACCAUGGAGCAUCUCAGCGAAACAUGCCAAGGGAAGGAGAACUGUGAGAUGGUCAAUAAUCUGAAUGACACCAAGGCCCCUCCAGCCAAAAUGGCCCGCCUGGAACAGAACGGAAGCCCGCUGGGCAGGUCUCGUCUAGGUAGCACUGGAGCGAAACUCUCCGGAGUGCACUUCAAACCCCCUGGACAUCAUCUGAUGGCCUGCCACAAGAGGGGUAACAUGCUGCCAGUGUUUUGUGUGGUGGAGCACUAUGAGAGCCCCAUCGAGUUUGACAGCAAAGAGGAACAUGCUGAGUUCGUUCUGGUCAGGAAGGACAUGCUCUUCAACCAGCUAAUCGAGAUGGCCCUGCUCUCCCUGGGCUACUCGCACAGUUCGGCUGCACAGGCUAAAGGUCUGAUUCAGGUGGGCAAGUGGAACCCCGUGCCUCUUUCCUACGUGACAGAUGCACCCGACGCCACAGUGGCGGACAUGUUACAGGAUGUGUACCAUGUGGUCACGCUGAAAAUCCAGCUACACAGUUGUCCUAAACUGGAAGACCUUCCUCCAGAGCAGUGGACCCACUCUACAGUAAGAAAUGCGCUCAAGGAGUUACUCAAAGACAUGAACCAGAGCACUCUGGCAAAAGAAUGUCCCUUAUCACAGAGUAUGAUUUCUUCAAUUGUUAACAGCACUUACUAUGCAAAUGUGUCUGCGGCGAAGUGUCAAGAAUUCGGACGCUGGUAUAAACAUUUCAAGAAGACAAAAGACAUGAUAGUCGUGCGCCAGCCCUCCCAGCUGGAGGGCUACCUGGGGACGUGUGUCCUCCAUGACAGUCCACGUGCCACCACGUUAGCUGAGAUGGACAGUCUGUCUGAUCUUUCUCCACCCGGAACCAACCACCUCAGCUUCAGUCAGCAGCCCAUCCCGGGCAGCACGGCCGAGCAGUCCCCGUCCCCGGUGCCCCUGUCCCACAGCAGUCAGGCCCCCAGCCGUGCCCAGCUCCCCGGCCUGCACCCCGGCCUGGUGUCCACCCCCAUCAGCCCCCAGCUGGUGAAUCAGCAGAUCGUCAUGGCUCAGAUUCUCAACCAGCAGUACGCCGUCAACCGUCUUCUGGCCCAGCAGUCCCUGAGCCAUGCCGCUAGUAACAAGAGGGCGGGAAUCUCCCAGGCUGUAUUUGCCCGUGUGGCCUUCAACAGGACGCAGGGUCUUCUGUCUGAGAUUCUUAGAAAAGAGGAAGACCCCAAGAUAGCGUCUCAGUCGCUCCUGGUCAACCUGCGAGCGAUGCAGAACUUCCUGCAGUUACCGGAAGCGGAGCGCGACCGCAUCUACCAGGACGAGAGGGAGCGCAGCUUGACUGCGGCCUCUGCUAUGGGCCCUGCUCCCCUCAUCAGCACCCCUCCCACACGCCCUGUACAGCCCAGAAGAGAGGAGUGUAACAGUGUGAGACCAGAAGACUGGAAUCCCAGAAUUCCAGUGGGCAUCUCUCCUGUGAGGCCCAGCCCUCUGACCUCGGAGUGGAACGGGAAAUCUGAGAACUGCGUGUUAAACAUCAACUCCUCCAUCUACGACGAGAUCCAGCAGGAGAUGAAGAGGGCCAAAGUGUCCCAGGCCAUGUUCGCCAAGGUCGCUGCCUCGAAGAGCCAGGGCUGGCUCUGUGAACUGCUGCGCUGGAAAGAGGACCCGUCCCCGGAGAACCGCACGCUCUGGGAGAACCUGUCCAUGAUCCGCCGGUUCCUCAGUUUGUCCCAAAUGGAACGGGACGCUAUAUAUGAGCAGGAGAGUAACGGAGGACAGCAGCACUAUACGGACAGACCUCCUCACCUGCUGCACAUGCCCACUGACCCAUUACAGACUCAUCAACAGCCUUCCUCUCAGCUCCAAGCGCCGCUGCCCCUGCCCCUGCUGCACCCCUCACAGCCUCCUCUAUCCCAGCAGCCCCUGCAGCAGAUGGGACCGCGGCUGCCCCCACGGCAGCCCUCCAUGGCUUCGCCCGCCGAGAUCGAGGACGAGACCCGCUGCAAGAGCCGCCAAGGCAACCGCAUCUCCAUGGAGGCGCUGGGCAUCCUGCAGAGCUUCAUUCAGGACGUGGGCCUGUAUCCGGACGAGGAGGCCAUCCACACGCUCUCGGCACAGCUGGACCUGCCCAAACACACCAUCAUCAAGUUCUUCCAGAACCAGCGUUUCUACAUCAACCACGCCGGCAAGCUGAAAGAGCCGCCCCUGGGCUUCCCCUCCAACAACAAUAAGGACGAGGGCCUGACGGACUUCAAGGAGGGCGAGCUGCUGACCGAGCUGGAAGAGAGCGUGCAGACCAACAGCACAAUGUUCUCCAUUAAAAUGGAAGAGCACCUGGCGCCUGAAACGCACGCCAUGGGACAGGCCCAAACGGAGCAGGAGGCGAGAGAGUAACGGACGGCUUGCUUUUGCUUCGAAUCUUAUUCUCGUUCACUCCUGUCGGUGUUCCAUGAGCGAAACUGUAAGACUUUUUACACGAGACUGAAUAAUACAGAGAUGAUUAACAUUCACAUUCACAGACUCGUGCAUCAUUUCAAUAAUCUGCACAACGAAACAAAAUGUAAAAAGAAAAAUCCUAAAGGAGUAGUUCACUCCUAAAUUAACAUUUUUGUCGAAACUGUUGUUUCUUUUUUUUAAGUGAAUGGCGACUUGGGCAGUCAAGCUCCAAAAUGCACAAAAUGAAGUUUUAUCAAAGUAAUUUUAUGGCAUGGUAAUGGUAUAUAUCACUGUUUUUUUUAUUUUUAUUUUUUUCUGUAAAUACA
Sinocyclocheilus anshuiensis is the source of this 3715-nucleotide messenger RNA. Its product is annotated as DNA-binding protein SATB1-like. The record is from RefSeq and is a predicted model, not a curated record. Gene Ontology annotation, molecular function: DNA-binding transcription factor activity, RNA polymerase II-specific; RNA polymerase II cis-regulatory region sequence-specific DNA binding. Bases 963 to 3347 code for a protein of 794 amino acids. Gene Ontology annotation, biological process: regulation of transcription by RNA polymerase II; chromatin remodeling. The transcript is spliced from 14 exons. Lineage: Eukaryota; Metazoa; Chordata; Actinopteri; Cypriniformes; Cyprinidae.